Messenger RNA from Sordaria macrospora k-hell, 1326 nucleotides. RefSeq lists its product as uncharacterized. Gene Ontology annotation, biological process: meiotic DNA recombinase assembly; DNA repair; reciprocal meiotic recombination. Gene Ontology annotation, cellular component: Rad51C-XRCC3 complex; replication fork; Rad51B-Rad51C-Rad51D-XRCC2 complex. Gene Ontology annotation, molecular function: four-way junction DNA binding; crossover junction DNA endonuclease activity; ATP-dependent DNA damage sensor activity. The record is from RefSeq and is a predicted model, not a curated record. NCBI's taxonomy places the organism in Eukaryota, Fungi, Ascomycota, Sordariomycetes, Sordariales, Sordariaceae.
AUGGACUACCACGAAAGACAUAGCCAUGAUGUCGCCAGCUUUGAUGAUCUCCCUUCAACACAUCGCAUGCCUACCGUUUCCGCUACCGAUGUCUUGGAUGACCUGAACAAUGGAGAUAACUCGCCCUUUAUCUCUACCGGCUUGGAUGCCCUCGAUGCCGCUCUAAAACCUAGUCUGGACAUCGAUAUAGUCACUGGAGGGGUACAGAAGGCCCAAGUCAUCGAGAUUUGGGGACCUCCCGGCGUCGGAAAGACUGCCUUUGGUGUACAACUUGCAACCAACUGCCUGGGUGAGGGCAAAGGUGUCGUUUGGGUAGAUGGAUUUCACCGAGUCCCGAUUGAGCGCCUACGCUCUGUCCUCGGCUCCAAAGUAAAGAGGGAUAAGCAAGGGGAACAGGAAGAUGCGACAGUUGAUGAGCGCCUCGAUGCCCUCACGCACUACACAUGCCCCAGUCUACCUCACUUGAUUGCUCUCCUAUGUCGACCAACGCCGAGCUGCGUACCGCAAAACACAUCGCUUAUCGUGGUCGAUUCUUUAUCAGCGUUGGUAAACCAUGCCUUCCCAAGGACACCAGAGCAGAAGAAAGUAGUGGAUAGUAAGGGGAACAAAGUUCCAUCUCUUUCCACGCGAAGGUUGCAAGUACUUCAAUACAUCAUCGGUGCACUUCAGAAGCUUGCUGCUACGAGAGACGUAGCCAUCGUUGUUCUCACACAAUGCGCAACAAAGAUGAUGCAGGCAGAACGGGGAGCAACUCUUGUACCGGCUAUAAACGCCAGCGUAUGGGAGCAGGGAAUCUCUACCAAACUUGUGUUAUAUCGCAAUCUAGCGUUCAGUGAUGCGAAGGUACAGGGCUUGCGUCUCGUUGGACUGCAAAAGCUCAACGGGAAAACUAGCGAAGCACCUGUCGACACUAUCUGCGCCUUUGAUAUCGAAGAGGGCGGCUUGGUUAUAGUCGAAUACGACUUUAGUGAACCGCUACCAAACCACUUGUCUACACCGAGCACGAAGCGAAAGCUGGGUGACACCUCCUUGGAGAUAGCCGAUAGCGACGAUGAGGAUUACGGUUGGCAGGAAGAGGACAACGAAGCCGUCCCGCCUCCGCCCUCGCAGUGGCAGGGGAGCGAAGACAUCCUUCUUGUUCCAGAACCUGAAAGCGAGCAAGAAGAUAAGGAGCAAGAAGAGGAGGAAGAGGAGGGAUAUCACGAAGCCGAAGAUGCAGGUGAUGAUGCAGACGAUGCCUUCAACACCACAGCGGACGAAUCGCAGCUCUCCAGUAAGGUCUUUGGUCGUGAUCGGGAGAUUCAGGAUUCACAAGCCGACUGGUGA